AUGGCCCCAAUACCAGUCCAUACCGCCUCGCCAAUAAACGCCAACUCCGCCUCCAAUCCUUUCGGCGCGUCCUCACCCAGCGCUGCGGCGGCUCGCUAUACGCCUUUAGACGAUGAAGGGCAGCGGCCGACUUCCACAGAGCCAUCCGGUCUCUCGCUCUUGCAGCAGCCUGCGCGACCUGGCGCACCAGCAGUUCCGCAACCGACCAACACAUUAGCGAGUACCUACAACAAUAGGUACGAACCGACAGCCACUUCAACCAACACAACCGCCACGUCCGACAACAGUCCUCCACCGCCGCAACCAGGCGCGGUACCUUCACCUUCCGCCAGUCCCUUUUCACCCACCCCCAGCGCACCCCUUCCACCACGGCCCCUAGAAAUCCCCAACCAUCAACAAUGGAUGCCACCGCACGCAUCACCACAGCGCCAAACAGCUGUCCCUGUACAGGCACAGACCCCAACACACUCCCGCCCGCUGCCCAUGCAAUCCCCGUCGUCGGCCGUCUACACGUCGUACACGCCUACGCGUUCCAUACCACCCGCAGGCGUGACCUCGACCGCCACGGGCCCCAGCCACAGUAGCUACCCACAACCCCAGGACCUCUCCCACCCCCCGGGCUAUCAACAGGACCACCACAGCUCCUUUGACGACAAACCCGUCGAAUCAUGCCAAGAGAACGACUACCGCGCCUCACUAUCCCCACUUUCAUACUCCAAAAGAGGCGGCAUAUUGGACGGCGAAUGGAGCUUUGGCUCGCAGAAUGGUGGUGACUCGAAUGGCACGGUGGUGCAGACAGCCAUGUCGUGGGCGAAAGCCGCGGGGAAAAGGCUGAGCGAGACGGAAAGGCAGAUCUGGAAGCAUAUCAAUGGGGAGGAUGAUACCUAA
Molecule: messenger RNA, 888 nt
Organism: Fonsecaea multimorphosa CBS 102226
Lineage: Eukaryota; Fungi; Ascomycota; Eurotiomycetes; Chaetothyriales; Herpotrichiellaceae
Exons: 1
Coding region: 1-888 (295 amino acids)
Source: RefSeq, a predicted model, not a curated record